UAAAAGCACUUAUUUCCUCAGCGCCCUUGCAUUUGAUGUAGUUUAAAGUCCGAAGAAACACACCGAGACAUUUUAGGUUGAGAGAACAGGCAGAAAGAUGGAUGUUUGCAGAUACUUGAUCUUGUAUCGCUUCCUGGCAUUCACCGUUUUCAGAGCGGCGGAUUGCUUUGAGGCGUCCAUCGUUGGGGGCAAAGACGUCAGAAAACCUCAGCCGUGGAUGGUGUCCAUUCAGAUGAACCGGAUGCAUGUGUGUGGAGGAAUCCUGAUUCAAGAGCAGUGGGUCUUAACUGCAGCACAUUGCCUGCGAGAACCCGUUUCAUCAGUGACGGUUCUGUUAGGAUCUCUUUCUCUGAGUAAAGGCAGUCAGCGCGUCGGCAUCCUCGGCUACGAAUCCCCGAAAACAUUCGACGCCACGACUAAACAAGAUGACAUCAUGCUCAUUAAGCUAAGCAAAAAAGUGAAAGCGAAAGCUAAAAAAAUCCCUAAAAAGGAGCACGACGUUCCCCCUGGCACUAAGUGUGUCGUGACGGGCUGGGGAAGCGCUAAUGCUGAAGUCUUGAAAGCUUCGGACAAACUGCAAAUGUUAGAGGUGACGGUGAUGGACCGGGAUCUGUGUAACCGCUUCUACAACAGAGACCCCGAGAUCACCAGAGACAUGCUGUGUGCGGGAACCAAGCGAGAAAAGAGAGGCAUCUGCUGGGUAUGUCUUCACUGUGGCCUCCUCAGGAAAUCAUCCUUUGACCUGCAUGAAGGAAAACCACCUUGUGUUGUUUUUCAGGGAGAUUCCGGCGGACCACUUGAAUGCAAGAAAAACAUAGUAGGACUGGUAUCAGGGUCAAAAGAGUGCGGUGACCCCAAGAAACCAGCCGUGUACACUUUCCUCUCUGAGAGACAUAUCCGCUGGAUCAAAAACAUACUGAAAAAGCAAUUCAACAGCACGAGCUCUUAAGAAGCUUAUAUUUACAGCAUAGAGACUUGGUUGUAGCUCAAAUUGCUGUAGCUAAAAAUAAACCAAAAAUAGCCGCGAAGCAUAAAAGCAUUUUUUCACACAAUGUUUUUUAAACAAGUAAAAGAAUUAAGCAAACUGAAAAUCGUGUAAAUGUAUCCACGUGUUAAUGCAUUAAUAAUUCGGUGAAGAAUAGUUUUGACCGGAAGAUGGAGUCAUAUUUCUUUUUAUGGUUUGUUUACCAACUGAAACAGUUUUUGGUCAAAACGUCUUUAGUUAAUGACCUUGCAUUGGUUAAUUGGUCUUCUGUUCAACUGAACACAUUGUACGGUAACAUCGAAGCACAUCAUGUAAACUCACACUGGCUUUGUAGAAUAUUCUUUGCGUGCAAACAGAAUCACGUCCUUCAUCGAAGUGACUUGAUUUGUGCAACAGAGACUAUUUACAUAAAGCAUGCUAAUAAAUUCUACCUUUAACUUAAGAGUGUAGAAAAACAACAAAAACAUGAUGGAAUAAUUAUUGUAAUUUUAAUGUGAUGACUAAAGAUGCCAUGUUAACCUGUAAAAUGUUUUUUUUUUUUUUUUGCUAAACUCCUUAAUUAUUUGUUUAGAAGCUAAUAAAUCCAAUGAGACAUUUCAUGUAAUGCUACUGUAAAAUAUUGUACAUUUACAGUUUCUGUAAGCGAAAUAGAUCAAGUCAUCUUAAAAUGAGCAUUAAAUAAAAGUCUAAUUCAUUGUGCCGGAGCUUUUGUGAUGGACGUAAAUAUUUCUUUUAUGAGCAUACGUAGAUGUUAAACUUAUGUUAAAUUGUUUAUUAUAUUAUUUUAGUAGCAUGCAUAUUAAUGAAGCAUGAACGUGCUUGAUGUUAUUCAGUGAUUCUAAUACAGGCCUUUAUUGGUCCCUAGUGAUUUAAUAAAGGAUUUUUGGAUCCUAACAUUAUAAAAGGUCUUUACUCUCACUUUUAAUCAAUUGAAUGCAUUUUUGCCGAAUAAAAGCAUUAAUUUUAGGUAAGAUUGUUUUUAGGGAACGUUUUUUCUUCUUGGAAACUGCAUUUGGUUGACUAAUAAAAUAUUAAAACUCAA
Messenger RNA from Puntigrus tetrazona (Sumatra barb), 2027 nucleotides. RefSeq names its product granzyme K-like. Gene Ontology annotation, molecular function: serine-type endopeptidase activity. The coding region runs from base 98 to 949 and encodes 283 amino acids. The record is from RefSeq and is a predicted model, not a curated record. NCBI's taxonomy places the organism in Eukaryota, Metazoa, Chordata, Actinopteri, Cypriniformes, Cyprinidae. Gene Ontology annotation, biological process: proteolysis. The transcript is spliced from 4 exons.